UGACUCGUUGGAGAGCCAAGUUCACGUUGGCAUUGUUGAUGGAGUUCUAUGAAACAGUCUCGCAAAUGAGUCAUUUCAUUUGCCGACCCAUCCGCAAUAUCGCUUCCUUAUUAACAUAAUUAUAAAUUACUUCAAAGUCUUCAAAGUUUGCUGAUUGAAAGCGUCAAGUCUCAUCUUAGCCAUAUUUGGUUUCGGUUUACAUGUGCUGUACCAUUGCAUCGUCUGUCUAACCGGAAAGUGCCGACAGUACAGUAAGUUUAUAAACACUGGUUUUCAACAUGGAUGAGAAAAUUCAUCCUGCUUCAGACUUUGCUGAGCAACUAAAGGUGGCUGGAACCGAUCUGUCAAAGCAAGUACCGGCACUUCUCGGGCUUGGCGAAUGGUACUUGAAAAAAGCAAAGACAACUGCAAAUGGUGCUGAUUUUACAAAGGCUGACGCACUUUACAACGCAGCCCUUGUCAGAUCGAGGCUUGCAAAUCAUGAAAUAGGCGAAGAACAAAUAAUACUCACAAGAAUUGUCGAGACCUAUCAAGAAUUUUUGUAUGCGCUCCCCAACGAAUUGAAAGUCAGCGUAGACGAGAUUCGUAAUGAAAUCGAUUCUCAUAAGAAGUUUCUAGCCAAUGAAAGAAGGAUCAUUAAAGAGCGCGUUAAAGAAAUCGAUUCACGUUCUAAUGGAGAUAAAAAAACUGAAGAUCACUAUGAGAUCCAUGCAGAUCAGAUGCACGACGUUUUUCGAGACAUUCAAAAUAUGUAUAUCAGACUUGUGUCAAUGUUAACCAAAGAAUGCGUAAGUAAACUUGGUCAACCACCCUGUAACUUCGCCAUCAUUGCCCUGGGAUCGGUGGCUCGUAUGGAAGCAACUCCUUAUUCAGAUCUGGAGUUUGCCAUUCUAUACUCAGACCCUGGCAUAGCGGACAAAAUCAACUACUUCCGUGUCCUGAGCUACUUUCUUCAUUUAAAAGUUAUCAAUCUUGGGGAAACUAUCCUUCCAGCUUUGGGAAUUGAAGAGCUCAACAAUUUUGAGGAUCCCAAACGAAACUGGUUCUUUGAUUCGGAAACGCCUCGGGGAAUUUCGUUUGAUGGCGCAAUGCCAUGGGCUUCCAAAACCCCGCUAGGGAGAAAGGCAACGAAGAAUAAGCCUGCAUUAGAGUUGAUCAGAACACCUCAGAAAAUGGCUGAAUUACAAGAUGAAGAAACUGCGGUAAAAGAAGGAUAUCAUUUAGCUGAUAUUAUGGUCAGAGUUUCGCUUCUUUAUGGCGACCGAGCUCUGGUAGACGAGUACAAUAAACAUGUGGCUGACAAAUUAAAUGCAAUUUCGUCGCCAGCCGUGGCGAGAUCGAAUUCAACAGUCGGUAGGAAGAGAGGAAUUCAACAACUGUCUAAGGACAUCGACACAUUUUUUCCGUUGAAGACAUUUUUUGGACCUAGCUGUGCUUUCAACGCAAAGAAAGACUUCUACCGUCUAAUCUCGUUACUACUCUCAGAUCUAGCGUUGAUAUUCAACAUCAGAUCACCCACACCAUGGCAGGUCAUCUCAGAGUUGCAGACUCGGGGAAUCAUCGACGAGACAGACAUGAUGAACAUCAAAGUUUGUCUAUCAAUUGCAAACGAAAUCCGUUUGAAAACGUACCUUGCCAGCAGUCGACAGAAAGAAGUACUUUCAUCUGUUCCACGAUACUCGAACACUGCAAAGCAUUACCCUACUAAUUCCCACUUCUACCAAGAUUUUGAUGAAGAUGACGCAGCACGUCUUCUAAUUACCAGUGUGGAUAUAUAUGAACGGUGUACCGAGUUCUACGAGACGUAUAAAAAGACAAAUGAAAUCGACUUACUUCGGAAUGUACCCACGUUAACCCAACCUACAAAAAGAUGUAUAAUAGGACAUCUUUAUAUUAUACUGGAAAAUUAUCCGAAAGCGUUCGAGUUGUUGGAACCUUUAUCCAAAGAUAGGACUGAAAGUGCGGAAUAUAUGAACACUCAUUACGGACUAGGUCUUAUUUACAGCACUUAUCACGAAUACGAAAAGUGCAUUGAAUGUUUUGAAGAAGCACUGAAGGCCUAUAGUGGCUUAACACACCAGAACGAUGAGAAAUUCAUUGCCGGUCUGUCGGUCAUCACGAGUGAUUUAGCAGAAGCACUGAAUCUAAAUGGUGAAUAUAAAAAGGCCUUAAGCAUUUUAAAAGAAGCAAUAUGUAAACACAAUGAAAUAUACGGGCAAGGAUCUCGGAAACCCGAACUACGUCGAUUGAUGCGUCAGCUCGGUGUGGUUUAUAGCGAACUUGGCAAAUAUGAGUUAGCCAGCCAAACAUUUGAAUACUUGGAAUCGAUGCUUGCUGGUGGCGCUUUUGAUGGGGAAUUGUUUGAUAUUAAAGUUCUCCUGGCUCUAUCGUUCACUAUUGGUAAAAAAGAUUGUUCGCAGGCACUGCAAUACGCAGAGGAAGCGUUAAAUCUUGCCAACAAGUUUUAUGGAAACGAAAACCCUAGUCUUUGUUUCGCCGCAACAUGCCAGAGUAUAGCUAUGGUUUAUGAACGUUGCUGUCGAGUGGAUGAGGCUUUAUCUUACUACGAAAAAAGUUUAAAAAUGUUUAAUUUUACAGUUGGUGACAAUCCCCACCCAGAUAAAAUAGAAUGUUUAAUGAAUUUGGGAAGAUUACACCUUCAGAUAGGCGAAACCAAUAAAGCCAUCGGGUACCUAGAAAAUGCUCUAGAACAGGCGAAGACCUCCUUUCUGCGUGGGUCCCAUUUUCUAGUCGCAAAGAUUUUAUAUAGUCUUGCGGAUGCGUUGAAACGAGACGGAAGGUUGGCGGAAUCCUUGAAGUAUUCCAUUGAAGCGAAAGAGGCGACAGAUAAAAUCUCUGGAUCUACAAGUGCUCGCAUGCUCGCUGCAUUAACACUUAAAAGCAUGGGAGGAAUUUAUAACGAGCUUGGUAGAUUACCCGAAGCGCAAAAGUGCCUCGAAGAUACUCUCGCCAUAUACUCGGAAAUGUACGAGGAAAAUAACGCCAAUAAGAGCGUUUUGAGAUUCACUUCAGCACUCACCUAUUCAGAAUUUGCUUGGUCUGGUGACCAAAUGGAAGAAUUCGCUCAAUUGAAGAGAAAGCUAACCAAAGCUGCUAAAAUCUACAAAGAAAUGCCGAUAACCAACGGAAAUAAAUGCUUUCGUGCCGUGUGUAAUCUUUUUGUACUGAGUACGAUUUGCGAAAAUCAUGGCGAUCAGGACGAUGCUUUGGAACAUUUAAAAGAAGCAAGAAACGUCGCAAAAGCCAACAGUUAUAAGCACGAGGUGGUGGUAGAUGCGUUGUACACGUUAUGUGAGAAAUAUUUAGAUUUGCAAUUCUUUGACGAAUUCAUAAUUUGUGUGAGUGAAGCCAUAGAGAUGCGAAAAAGCUAUAGCUGACACGAGGAUGAGUCUAUUCCAUCUUCGUUUAUGAAACAUACUUGUCCCGAGUCUAUCAGUUUUGGCCAAUUUAUCCCAAAAAAAGUUUGUAAAUAGUCUGUAGAACUAUUAUACUUAGUUUUAAUGCAUGAUUGAUUAUUGUAAAUUUCCCUAGUACUAAUAAUGUGAAUAAA
Molecule: messenger RNA, 3571 nt
Organism: Dendronephthya gigantea
Lineage: Eukaryota; Metazoa; Cnidaria; Anthozoa; Malacalcyonacea; Nephtheidae
Exons: 5
Coding region: 279-3398 (1039 amino acids)
Molecular function (GO): [protein-PII] uridylyltransferase activity; protein binding
Source: RefSeq, a predicted model, not a curated record